AUGGCAUACCGCGACUACGACGGGCGGCCCCGCUACGCGAGCCGCUACGAACCGAACACCUCGCGGUCGCGCAACUACGAGCACGUCAAGGGCCCCGACUACCCCUACGAUCGCCGUCGCACCGACUACUCUGCGUACCACGCACCAGACCAACCAACCUACGACGACCGUUACGCCAAUGACACCGACUACACCUACGCCGCCUACGACUUGCGCGAUCGCGAUUGCUACCCGCCCACCCCGCCUCCAACCGCGUCGUAUCGCAUCCAACGGCGCCGUCGAGCAUCGUGGCCGCCGUGUCCCACUGCCGAGGACCUGGAUGUGGCCCUUGCCAAAGAAGUGAGCCAUGUCUUGCAGGACGGGAACCAUGGGGACGAGGCGCCCAACCGGGGCUGCAUUGACCAGGAACCCAUAAUGAUCGAGGUGGACGAGGAGAUGGCGCGCUUCAACCCGGAGCGCCGCUUUGUGCUGGUACCGGGAGCUGGUGGCGAGGAAGAAACGACUUUCGACGACGUUCGGAUUCGAGGGAGCAUGCGCCAACCCGCGGAUCGCCAAAAGGCACCGCCCUUGCAGACCGAUCUGCGUGAUCCACCCGUUGACACGGCACGUCCUCGCUCGCCCUAUUCAUCCAGCCGGAUCCCUAGCGACGCCAAACACCAGUCUUCCGGCGACUCGUAUCUCUCACCGAAGUCUGCGGCAUCCUCAACAACCUUCGGCACGGCACCAGGAGCUGGGUCAGACGCGAGUAGAAGCGCUGGCCACGCCAAGUCCCGGCCUGCUCCACUGCAAACAAAGUCGCUGUUCUCAGCUGACUCGCGGCGUGAGAAUGGUGUGUCCGACGGCUCAGACCUAUCUGCAGACGAAUCAGUCAAGUUGCGAACACGUCGGAGGCCGGCACGAUACUCGUUCAAUCCGGCUGAGUUGAGGAAGGAUGAUCUGCGCACAUCCUUGCACGACCUCAGCUCCCCGCCCGAGCGUGUUGCUUCACCCUACGCUUACGCUUCUGCCGACCUGAACAAGGAUGACAUCAAAAGCCCGCUGAGCGCUUCUGCUCCUGGGCGAGAUCGUAUAUCUUCACCCUAUUCCUACACCCCCGCGGACCCGAGGAAAGACCACAUGAAGCAUCCUGCCUUGGACACUGAGCCGAUUCGGGAGCGCAUAUCAUCCCCUUAUUCGUACAAGCCUUCUGACCUCAAAGAGGACAUUCGGAGCGUUCCAUGUGAACGUGACCCCAUGAGAGAUCGUCCGCCCUCGAGAUCUUCGGUCCCUAUGCAUGGGCGCCCCGCGACGCCUUCCCUAACGACGCCUCGCUCGACUCCUAAAGGCUCAGGGUCGUCAGCCGGGAACACGCCCUCAUCUCCCCAAUUCUUCAAUGACUUGCCAUGGGGUAGACCGAGACUAUCCCGCCAGACUACGGCCGAGACCCUGUAUGGAAGUACAGAAGAAAGCCAACAAAGCUCGAAAUCCUCCAAGCUCUCAUCUAGACCAUCUUCACCAAAGCGAAGGGAAACCAAGCUUCCGCCAUCGCCGCCUCGGUCUCCAAGGCCUCGGCAUCAAGAUAUGGAUGGGAGGAUCCGCAGUGAUCCUAGCUCCCGUCCGGGAUCUCUAAAUUCACGCACUGGUUCCCCCCUUCCGGAUGAUCAGAACUUUCGCUCCCCUUCUCCACGCAUCGAGAUCAGCACUAGCCGUCCUGAGCGCGUGUCAACGUUCCCUACUGCCAACCCUCCAAGGGAACGCUCGAGGCCUGUAUCACGACAGAGUCGUUACGAAUCGGCCUUGGCCGGUGAUGCUGACCAACAUUUAAAAGGAGCCCCUCCGAGGAUCGACAUACAGUCUCCUUCACCAGCCCGGCAUCCGGCCUCAAAGUCGACAACAUCGCUACCGUACCCUGUAGAUGACGGCCCAACGCUCAUGAUGCCUGAAGAACAAAGCUAUCAGUUCAUCACGGAGAGCCCGCGAAGUCCCCAAAGAACCAUUUCUGACUAUCAGCGUGGCCCAACGAUCGUACCAAUACCGAACCACGUGCGAGAGGAUGUCGAUGCUGCAAGGUCUCCCUUACGCCGUUCUUAUUCAGAAAGCAGUGUGCACACGGAGCGCACCGACUCACGCACGACGCCGUCCACUGUUCGAGGUGAUGAGCUGCUGAGAGAGGCGGUUCCAGAGAUGCCAGAACUGCCGCUGCCGCCCUGUCCACGCUCGACGUAUUCUACAAAGUUUCACGACUGGUAUACUCUGGACAGUGCGCCAUCAUUUGACAUCUGCCCUGAUUGUCUCGGAAAGAUCAUCGGCCGUUCCAUGUUCCAAAGGUUCUUCGUGAGGGCACCCUCAACGGACAUAGCAAAGAAGUGCCACUUCAGUUCCCCAUGGUACCGACUCGCCUGGCUGAUGACGUUGAAAGAGAAGCGAAGAGAUCUGGACCUGAUCUUCUCUUUAGCCUCGAUCACGGACACCGAGGAGCCUUGUCCUGGCGAGCACGAAGAUGUGCGAACGUGGUACGGUCUUCCGAACAAGCGAGGCAGCGACUUCAUCCCCAAUUUCCAUAUCUGCGAACGGGAUUUAUUGUACCUCGAAGCCCUCAUGCCUACACUGCAAGGCUACUUCCAGCGCAUCGACUCCUCGUCGGCACGGCUGUGUUCUUUCAGGAUGAAGAGCAAACGCUUCCCAGAAUACCUCGACAUGCUGCUUGAAAUCCAUGAAGGGGCAUUGAGGUCACGCAGCGGCACUGCGGAUUUCUCUCGGUUCAAAGAUGUUGUGAGCGAGCACGCGUGGAAGCGGGAAUGCUCACGCGACACAGUCUUCCUCGGUAGUCUUUGGCACACGUAUCCCGGCCUUCCUGAGUUCACCGUCUGCGAGGAAUGCUACGACGACAUCGUGUAUCCUGAUGUCAAGCGUGGUUCCAGACUGGCCGACGGGGUCACGCGCACCUUGGGAUUCGUUCCUAGUGAGGCGGAGCUCGUGACCGGUGAGGGCAAUUCGUGUCAGCUGUACAGCCCCCGCAUGCGCCGGAUCUGGGCACGCGCCGUCCAAGACGACAAUGCGGUCUACCUAGCGCGCAAGGUUCGCGAGCGGAGAAAAAUACAGCGUGAUCUCAACAGCCAGGAACGCACUCUGAGGCGUCUUUUGGAAGACGCGAUGCGCGAGCGUGAGUUUGGCUACUCGUACGUCAGCGGCAGUGUGAGCCAGAGUCUGGAGCCGGAGAGGCUCAGGGGAGAGUUGGAGAAGAUUCAGAGAGAGUGGAAAGAUUGGGAGUAG
Molecule: messenger RNA, 3252 nt
Organism: Diplodia corticola
Lineage: Eukaryota; Fungi; Ascomycota; Dothideomycetes; Botryosphaeriales; Botryosphaeriaceae
Product: ser arg-related nuclear matrix protein
Exons: 1
Coding region: 1-3252 (1083 amino acids)
Source: RefSeq, a predicted model, not a curated record